GAGUCUUCAGAGCAUUUCUUAACUUCUCUAAACUCAGAAAAUCAUCUUUCACCUUUCUGGAUGUCCAAGCCUUUCACCUUAAACGUCAAGCUUUACAUUUUCUGCCUGAUAGAGGAUCACCCUCUCUCUCCGUGGGGAUUUUAGGGGCCUGCGGAGCUGAACUCCCUCGCUGGCCAGCAUGGCAAAGGUCAGAGUUGUUUUAACUGUGUGCCAGGUGGUGCUAGAAUUGUUAAUGAAUUCAUUAACUGAGUCUUCCAUACAGAGCAACGAAUGUCCACAGCUUUGUGUCUGUGAAAUCAGGCCCUGGUUUACACCCCAGUCCACGUACAGGGAAGCCACCACAGUUGACUGCAAUGACCUGCGGUUAACAAAAAUCCCCAGCAACCUCUCCAGUGACACCCAAGUCCUUCUGUUACAGAGCAACAACAUCGCAAAGACCACAGACGAGCUCCAACAGCUCUUCAAUCUGACAGAAUUGGAUUUUUCACAAAAUAACUUCACGAGUAUCAGAGAUGUGGGGCUCUCCAAUCUCACCCAGCUKACGACGUUGCACCUGGAGGAGAACCAGAUCACGGAGAUGACUGACUACUGCCUGCAGGACCUCUGCAACCUGCAGGAGCUCUACAUCAAUCACAACCAGAUCAGCAGCAUUUCCGCCAACGCCUUCUCUGGCCUGAAGAAUCUCCUGAGGUURCACCUCAACUCCAACAAGUUAAAGGUUAUUGACAGCCGUUGGUUUGAUUCUACUCCCAACUUAGAGAUUCUCAUGAUUGGAGAAAACCCAGUGAUUGGAAUACUUGAUAUGAAUUUCAAACCACUCUCAAACUUAAGGAGUCUCGUUUUGGCAGGUAUGUACCUCACAGACAUCCCUGGCAAUGCCUUAGUAGGCUUGGAUAGUCUCGAAAGUCUUUCCUUUUAUGACAACAAAUUGGUAAAAGUUCCUCAGCUUGCACUUGAGAAAGUUCCCAAUUUAAAAUUCCUGGAUCUCAACAAGAAUCCAAUCCAUAAAAUUCAAGAAGGGGAUUUUAAAAACAUGCUCAGGUUGAAGGAGCUCGGGAUCAACAACAUGGGAGAGCUAGUGUCUGUCGAUAGGUACGCRCUGGACAACCUGCCUGAGCUCACAAAGCUGGAAGCCACCAACAACCCAAAGCUGUCUUACAUCCAUCGCCUGGCCUUCCGCAACGUCCCCGCCCUGGAGAGCCUCAUGCUCAACAACAACGCCCUCAACGCCGUCUACGAAAAGACAGUGGAGUCGCUGCCGAACCUGCGCGAGAUCAGCAUCCACACCAACCCGCUCAGGUGCGACUGCGUCAUCCACUGGAUCAACUCCAACAAGACCAACAUCCGCUUCAUGGAGCCCCUGUCCAUGUUCUGCGCCAUGCCCCCCGAGUACCGGGGGCAGCAGGUCAAGGAGGUGCUAAUACAGGAUUCAAACGAGCAGUGUCUUCCAAUGAUCUCCCACGAGACCUUUCCCAAUCACUUAAACCUGGAYAUCGGCAUGACGGUGUUUUUAGACUGCCGGGCCAUGGCAGAGCCUGAGCCAGAAAUCUACUGGGUCACUCCUCUGGGCAAUAAAGUCACCGUGGAAAGCCUCUCUGACAAAUACAAGCUGAGCAGCGAGGGCACCUUGGAAAUCUCCAACAUCCAGGUGGAGGACUCCGGGAGGUACACCUGCGUGGCUCAGAACAUCGAAGGGGCCGACACGAGGGUCGCCACCAUCCGGGUCAACGGGACGCUCCUGGACAGCACCCAGGUUCUCAAAAUCUACGUCAAACAAGCAGAAUCCCACUCCAUCCUGGUUUCUUGGAAAGUCAAUUCCAACGUGAUGACUUCCAAUUUAAAAUGGUCAUCGGCCACGAUGAAGAUCGACAACCCUCACAUCACCUACACGGCCAGGGUCCCGGUGGACGUGCACGAGUACAACCUGACGCAUUUACAGCCCUCCACGGAUUACGAGGUGUGUCUGACAGUGUCCAACAUCCACCAGCAAACGCAGAGAUCCUGCGUCAACGUCACCACCAAAAACGCGGCUUUCGCGCUGGACGUUUCCGACCAGGAAACCAGCACGGCCCUGGCAGCGGUGAUGGGCUCCAUGUUUGCUGUCAUCAGCCUGGCCUCCGUCUCUGUUUAUAUUGCAAAAAGGUUUAAGAGAAAAAACUACCACCACUCAUUGAAAAAAUAUAUGCAAAAGACCUCUUCAAUCCCCCUGAACGAGCUCUACCCUCCACUUAUUAAUCUCUGGGAAGGUGACAGUGAAAAAGACAARGAUGGCUCUGCAGAGACCAAGCCGACCCAAGUCGACACAUCCAGAAGCUAUUACAUGUGGUAACUCAGAGGAUAUUUUGCUUCUGGUAGUAAGGAGCACAAAGACUUUUUUGCUUUAUUCUGCAAAAACGACGAGUUGAAGACUUUUGUAUUUUUGACUUUGCUAGCCCGUGGCAGAGCGGUGAGGACAGGUGGAUAUUUCAGGAUUUUUUAGUAUAGCGUAUCGCAAUGGGUUGACACAAAUGGCAGCUUCACCUAGCUUCCAAUUCUCUGUUUGUUUUAUUUUAUUUUUUUUUUCCUUUUUUUUUUUUUUUAAUUUUUUUUUUUUUUAUUGUGCUAAACUUAACGCUGUCCUAACUCCAGUGCUGAAUGAAAAGGAGAGGCUGGGUGAGCCCACCCCGUUCUCCCAGAGCCAUGGCAGGGUGGAUCUCACUCUCCAAACCCUCAGUUUUGGACUGCUGUGAACGAGGUUGGUUUGUGACCCUGGGCUGAGGACUCAACCCUGAGAAAAGGAGACCCUGAAUGAUGUUAGUUGACUGUACUGUAAUGUUGUAUCAACUGAUUUGAAUGUUUUUGACUUUCAACAAUGAGUUUUCUUUUUUAUUAUUUUUGUAGUAGUUGAAGGCUUAGGUAAAGCUAACAGGCAAUAGGAAUACGUACAUCCAAUUUUUUAAUGUAACAGACUAAAUGUUAAUUGUUCUCUUAUUCUUUUUAUUCUAUUUAGUAGACACUUUUGAAGAAUUACUAGAGUUUUGUUGUGUUUUAAUCACCAACACAUGGUGUUUAAUGAAGGCAGAGCUAUAAUAAAUUUAGUUUUGUUCUGAUUUUUUUAUUUUAGAAGCCACAGUCAUGUCUUGGGUUUAGAUGGCACUAGUUUGACUGGUGAUCAUGUUUUGACAUAAAAUAUAUCCCAAAUGUUAUAUAAAAAUAUUGUUGGGGUUUUUCUUGAUGAAAUGAAGUUCCAGGUUCAGUUUUUUUAUGCAUUUAUGUUAAUAGCAGUGUUUUCUCUGCACUAGAAGCAAAAUAUGGAAAAUAAUUUAAUGAGAAAAAUGUCUUGGUGUGGCUUUUGGACUGAGAGUCACCUGCAGAAUCAAAACUGUUUGGCAUAGGGUACACAGAAAAAGAACUUUCASAGAGUGUAACAGGACAUUUUCCUUUUUAUAUACUUUUCUGUUUAUAUUCUGAGCUAAGAUAAAAAUGAAGCUGACAUUUAGCUGUCAUUACCAUCACUUAGAACAAAAAAAAACCCAACUCAGUGCUACCAAACUGAAAUAAGCCAGUUAAAUCUUGGAAUAUAUACUUGAAAAAAACCCCAAAUUGGAUUAAUGUUCCUUCAAAAGCAGAAAUUAAGAUCAAAACUACCAAGACAGUUAUGUUUGGUCCAGAACUGAACUGUAUUUUUUACAGGCCUCAAAUUAAUCCAUAUUCUGAGCAUUUUACUAAAUUACCGUGGUCAAAGAGAGCAGCAGUGUUCUGUGUGCACUGGGUACAAUAUAAAGGCAUCAUUUACAGUCAAACCUACGGAAGCGUUG
Messenger RNA from Malurus melanocephalus (red-backed fairy wren), 3797 nucleotides. RefSeq names its product leucine rich repeat neuronal 1 (gene LRRN1). Gene Ontology annotation, molecular function: protein binding. The record is from RefSeq and is a predicted model, not a curated record. Bases 179 to 2329 code for a protein of 716 amino acids. The transcript has a single exon. Lineage: Eukaryota; Metazoa; Chordata; Aves; Passeriformes; Maluridae.